This is a messenger RNA of Lolium perenne, 1724 nucleotides long. RefSeq lists its product as uncharacterized. Lineage: Eukaryota; Viridiplantae; Streptophyta; Magnoliopsida; Poales; Poaceae. The record is from RefSeq and is a predicted model, not a curated record.
CCGCCCCAUCCGCCGCACAAUGCUCCGCCUCCUCACCGGCGGCCUCCGCCGCUCCCUCUCCACGGCCGCGUCGCGCCCGCCGUGGGCCCUCAUCCAGCUCACCUCCAUGGACAAGUCGGGGGCGCCGGCGCCGGGCGCGUCCUGCCACCUCGACGCGCCCCCGUUCCUCACCAACCUCACCGUCCCCGCCCACUUCGUCCACCCGCGCCCUCUCCUCGACCCCGCCACCGGCAAGCACGGCUCCGUCCCGGGCCAGGUCUGCGCCACCAGCGGCCACGGCUUCCUCCUCGUGCGCUUCUGGGAGUCCCGCUUCGGCCCGUCGGCGCCGGCGGCGACCACCGCGACUCCCUCGUAUCCGCCAUACUCAACCUCUCCUUCACCGACAUGGACACCAACCCGGAGACCACGCGCUUCGUCUGCAACCCGCUAAGCGGCGAGCUUUACCGCCUCCCGGACAUCGACGACACCAAGAGGACCUCCGCCUGCAACCACCUCGGCAUCCUCACCCAAUCCCAAAACAGCGACGCGCCCCCGGACAGGUACGCGGUAGCUGAGAUGUUCACCGCCGGAGGCAGGGAGGAGGAGGAGGGAUUGGUCAUGAGGCGGUUUCUCUCCGAGACCGGGGAGUGGGAGAAGUUGGCGGGCUUGCCGUCCCCUCUGCCGGCAGCUGGGCGGCAGAUGGACGUCGUCACCGCCGUGGUGGCCUUCAGCGACCGGCUGUGGUGGGUCGACGAGAGCUGGGGCGCCGUCUCGGUGGACCCGCUCAGCGACCGCCCGGAGCCCCGCUUCGUGGAGCUGCCCAGAGGGAGCGUGCUGCCUGACCUCAAGGGCAUGGUCUUCAUCAAGGAACUCGGCAGGUACCGGCGCAUGGGGGUCAGCGACGGGAAGAUGCGCUACGUCGAGGUGUCCAAGGAGAAGCCCUAUGUGAUCAGCGCCUUCUCCCUCGACGACGGGGGCAGCUCCUGGACGCUGGACCACGAGGUGCCAUUUCUCCACAUCUGGAUGGACGAACGCAACCAGUUUCCGCCCUUGAAGGAGAUGCCGGCGAUUGGGGCCAUCGACCCGCUCAACGCCAAUGUGGUCUACCUCGUCUGCGGCAACCAGCUUCUCGGCGUGGACAUGGUUAACAAGAAGGUUACCGGGAGUUCUCGUCUAGCCAUACCCCGUGUCCCCAUCCUACCGUGUGUGCUCCCGACAUGGCUGGAAUCAACCAAGAUCCCAUACGCAGAUUGGAGCAAAAAGACUACUGCCAAAAGGGAGGUUUCGCCAGAUACAGACAAAAAGAACACUCUACGUGUAGAGGUAGAGCUGAUGAAAUGAAGUGUACCAGAUAAUUCGUAUUUUGGUUUCUGAGACUUGUAAGAGAAGAGUUGUUUGUGAGGACUAGGAAACUGAUGGUGGCAUUUUUUGAACUCUUGCUUUGGGGGAAUGCUGUGAGAAGUCUGGGUUUGUUAGAAUAUGCUGACGCACUUCCUUAAUCACAAUUUGAGAAAUUCUGGCAAACGUUUUACAUAUUUUGGCUUUGCUUGUUCACCCCUUGAGCUUUAGUAGAACGGCUUGAUUCCGUCGGCAAUUCAGCAUGGAUCGACAGUCAACAACAGCAUUAUGUAUUUAUGUCCUUUUAAAGUUGAAUCGUUCAGUAGCCUUUCGAAGUGAGGGCCAUGAAUAUAAUGGCCUACACUGUUCUGGGGUCUUGUUGUUGUCAACUAUUAUACGCCAUUGCG